Panicum hallii is the source of this 1850-nucleotide messenger RNA. Its product is annotated as lipid phosphate phosphatase 2-like. NCBI's taxonomy places the organism in Eukaryota, Viridiplantae, Streptophyta, Magnoliopsida, Poales, Poaceae. Gene Ontology annotation, molecular function: phosphatidate phosphatase activity. The record is from RefSeq and is a predicted model, not a curated record. The transcript has 8 exons. Gene Ontology annotation, biological process: phospholipid metabolic process. The coding region runs from base 552 to 1475 and encodes 307 amino acids.
GAAGCUGACCGCAGUUUCUUUCUCCUUUCCGUCCCCCCUUCUUGUGUAAGUUAUCUGAAGACAUCGUUCUCUGUAAUUCCGGCCUUGCAGACAUGUUCUUUGCUCCCUGCUGUACUCUCAUCAUGUGUUCUUGGUCACUUUAGUUUAGGGACAUGACUCUCUUCGGAUUAUUAGGGGGAUUUGAGUGUUUCUUUGACUGAGAGCUCAGCUUCGUUAUUUUAACAAAUUUUACUAUUACAGAGGAUGUCUUGAUCUUUUCCCGGUAUUCAUCUCUAGUGGAUGUCAGAUGCACUUUUGAAGUGGGUGCCGUGGGUCCGUCGGCUCUAGAUAUUUUCUGGUGUUUGUCUUGGUGUAAAAUAAAUUAUACAGACACGAUUAGAUAUUUUGAGCCACUUGUAUGUAUCUAGUUUGACUUUGAUGUCACCAGUCACACUCUUAGGUUGGAUAAUAUUUUUUGGAAAAGAACAUGAGUAUUGGGCAGAUACUAUUAAUCCAAAGCCAAUAGAUUUUUGAGGGAACCCUUCACCACCAAAGGGAAAUUUGAGGACGCAAUGGCAGACCAGUUAGGGUGUUACACUAUGAGAUCCCAUGGAAUGGUACUGGCAAGAUUACACAUGUAUGACUGGAUAAUACUUCUCCUCCUUGCUGUCAUAGACGGACUGCUGAAUUUAAUUGAACCUUUUCACCGUUUUGUUGGGAAAGACAUGAUGACUGACCUGAGAUAUCCUUUGAAAGGCAAUACAGUGCCCUUUUGGGCUGUUCCAAUAUUUGGAAUUAUACUACCUUGGGCCAUCUUUUUUGGAAUUUACUUCAAAAAGAAGAAUUUUUAUGAUUUGCACCAUGGCAUACUGGGGAUUCUAUACUCAGUACUUAUAACUGCAGUGAUUACUGAUGCAAUUAAGGAUGGUGUGGGGCGCCCACGUCCAGAUUUUUUCUGGCGCUGUUUUCCUGAUGGAAAAGAUGUUUAUGAUAACAUCACUACUGGUGUUAUAUGCCAUGGAGAGAAGAGUGUAAUCAAGGAAGGUCACAAAAGCUUCCCAAGUGGACACAGUUCAUGGUCUUUUGCUGGUCUAGGCUUCCUUGCAUGGUACUUAGCUGGGAAAAUCACAGCUUUUGAUCGCAGAGGACAUGUUGCGAAGCUAUGCAUAGUGUUUCUGCCUCUUCUUACUGCUGCUCUUGUGGCUGUUUCUCGAGUGGAUGAUUACUGGCAUCACUGGCAAGAUGUAUUUGCUGGCUCUCUUAUAGGUCUUACAGUUGCCUCGUUUUGUUAUCUGCAAUUUUUCCCAUAUCCUUUUGAUGCCGAUGCUUUCUGGCCUCAUGCAUACACGGUCCAGCUAGCUGAAGAACGCAACAGCAGAAAUGCAAACUCCUACAGUGUGCGACCAACCGAGAUCGAAACAGUCAAUAUUCCCGGCCAGGGUGGAAUCACCUUAAGGGACACUCUCAACGACGUGGAGUCUGGAAGCAGAUCGUGAGUUCCAAGUCUGAGUGGAGAUGUCUUGAAUACCCUGACUUCCAACUCUUCGAGAUUUGUCUGCAUGAGAAGCUGUGUGGGAGCUGCUUAAAUGUACACAGGUAGAUCUAUUUUAGAGCUGAUGAAUGCUGCCUCUGUAUCAAUCUUCUAGGUCUGCGGUUUGUUUUUUUGUUUAUUUACUGGAUAGCUGGUUUCUUAAGGCCUCGGUGUAAAAAUUACCUGGUAGGGGUGUUCUUACUUUCUGACGAGCUUUCGUUUUUGUUCAUACUACGGUGUGAGCCUCGUGUUGGGUUUAAAGUUCGUUGGUGUACACUCUUUGUACUGAUGCUUUAUCGCCGCGUUCAGGGUAUGUGAUCAGAUGUGCAGGAAGAGGAUA